Molecule: messenger RNA, 2382 nt
Organism: Aspergillus versicolor CBS 583.65
Lineage: Eukaryota; Fungi; Ascomycota; Eurotiomycetes; Eurotiales; Aspergillaceae
Exons: 2
Coding region: 1-2382 (793 amino acids)
Biological process (GO): protein phosphorylation
Molecular function (GO): protein binding; protein kinase activity; ATP binding
Source: RefSeq, a predicted model, not a curated record
AUGCGGAUGCCUUGGUUUAAGGACAAAAAGCUCGAUAUAUCGGCACUAAGGGAUGAGCUCCAGAAAGUCAUGGUGCAAAAUAAUAGCGAUCCCAAAGCCUCUCCGUUCGUACCACGUUCGAAACUCAAAGAAUUCUGGGACGAUGCGCGCCUGAAGGCAUUCGCCGACAGAUACAACGCAUUCAAACCGGGUCAUAUAGAGCGCAUCAAAAAAAGCUACCUUCAGACGCUUUCCAUAUUGGUGGUGAGCCAAUGGAAUGAAUGGAGCAAAUUUCAGGCCCUCUUUCUCGAGACGGAGAAUAGAAGCGACGAUAAUAUCCCCGGGUAUCAUAUGGAUAUGUUGAUGGCCCCAACAUUUCUUGGGAAGUCAGGGUUCAACUUCUCUGUCCACCGACGCUUCUACUGUCCGAUUGACAUAGAAGAAGGCAAGCAUCGUGAACUGGAUGAGGGAUGGAUAUUACCUGUUAUUAAAAGGGAAGUGAUUGGGAACGGAGGGGCCGGCACUGUCACCAAGGAGCACGUUUAUCCCGAGCAUCUCUGCUACAAUGAUGGACGUAGUGGGCCCUGUUACAUUGCUCGUAAACGUCUCACUAGCGCCAAUAGGGAUGUUGACUUUGCGAAAGAGAAGAAUAACCUUGAGAUACUGCGAAAACAGCUGAGGAGGAAAGAAAAUAACGGAAUCAUGCCGUUCUUUGCGACUAUUACUAUUGGGAAUCAGUUCAAUCUUUUUUUCGAGUGGGCGGAUAUGGACCUCGAGCAUCUCCUGCGGGACCAAUCUAGCCGUAUCAAUUUUAAGGACUUGCUUGGAGAGUCUAGACGCCUGGCCGGUGCACUGGAAUAUUUGCAGGAAGAAUUGGACCCAGGACUUCGAUGUUGUCACAUGGAUCUGAAACCAGCAAAUAUCCUAGUAUUUAAAGGCCCCGAUCUGUCCAGUGCUGGGCACUGGAAGAUCUCGGAUUUUGGGGAGUCCAUCAUUAAGGCGUCUUCGGUCGAGGAGUCAGGCGAAACGUUUCGAUAUCCCCUUGGGCAUAAUUUGGAGGGUAUUUACCGAUCACCCGAGCUUGCCAGCAAUGGCAGCUUUGGGCGCAAAAGUGAUGUUUGGUCAUUGGGAUGUAUUCUUGUCCGAGUCCUUGCCUUUGGUCUGGAUGGCGAGAAUAAACUGAAAGAUCUGGACGAGAGGCGAGGGAAAAACAUGGAUGGAGAAACUGACUAUGACCAUAGCUUUUUCCAUCGCGGAAGAGAUCAUCCCAUUCGAAACCCUCACAUUGAGGCCUGGUUGAAUGAACUGCCCAACAGAGACAGCCCAGUCCCGACGCACGUACUGACACUCUUCCGCGACUUGCUCCUCGGGACACUUGAAAUUGAUUACAAUGAUCGAUUGACUGCCGCCGAUGUUAAAAGGCAAAUUCGACGCAUCCAGGAAGAAUUGUACUAUGUUCCUAUGCCCGAUAGCCUGGUACCAGUGCCGCCGCCGACGCCUCCAGAGUCACCUCAACCUCCUCCACCCCCUCGAACUCUACCGCGCGAGUCCUCAGAUAUUAUAAAAAGAAUCCUAAAGUGUGAAAAUGACACCCAAGAUCUACAGCAUCUGCUCAGAGCAGACUUUAAUAUCGAGGAGCUUGUUGAAAUGAACGGAGAUUGGGACAGGCUAUUGAUUCAUGCAAUUCGGUCCCAGCUCACUAAUAUCGUGGAUAAACUACUGGACACCCGACAAGAUGUUGACAAAGAGGGGUUAGACUCGGGAUAUAUGACCCCUCUGAGCCGUGCUAUUUCUAUGAAUAGUUAUGAUAUGGAUAUAAUUCGUCGUCUGCUACAGGCGAGGGUAAAUAUCAAUGCCGUUUCGGGAACGGGCCUCACACCACUUAUGAUUGCAACACGGUCCGGCCGUCUAGAUGUCGUCCGUGAGCUACUGAAGCACGGCGCUGAUUUUUUGGCAACUAGCAACGCAGGCUACACUUGUCUGCAUCAUGUCGCGUGGGCACAAAAAGAAGGGGCGGCUCUCAUUAAAGAGUUUACCAGGAACGACCGGAUACCAGUUGAUACUCCCAGCAGCCUGUCGAAUGAGACCCCAUUGAUUAUGUUGGUAAAGGAAUACCCAUCUCACAGCAACAGGAGGCAUCAAUUAGAGUGGCGAGCAAAGUUCGAUGCCUUUAUGGAAGCAAAGGCCGAUCUGAGCAAGGAGGACAAGAACGGAAUGAGUCCUCUAUAUCACGCCGUCCACCGUCACCUUCCUAGAGCUAUCGAUGCACUUCUGAGCCAGAGGGCAAGAAUGGGCUCCAAAUACCCACAGCUCGAGGACCCAAAUUGGGCCCCGGACGAGCCGACAAAACGGUUAAUAGAAAGGAACCUUGAGCUGCAACCGCCACCCAGGAUUGUACGUUGA